GGUUUCAGAGAAGAUGACAGAGGAACUGGAUCUCUUGGGACAGGACUCUGAUGCGGGGAGUGAGGAGGUGGUCCUGACCCCUGCAGAGCUCAUUGACAGGCUGGAACAGGCCUGGAUGAAUGAAAAGUUUGCCCCUGAGCUGCUGGAAAACAAGUCGGAAAUCGUAGAAUGUGUCAUGGAGCAGCUGCAGCACAUGGAAGAAAAUCUCAGGAGGGCCAAGAAGGGGGACCUGAAGGUCAGCAUCCAUCAGAUGGAGAUGGAGAGGAUCCGCUUCGUCCUGAGCAGCUACCUGCGGUGUCGGCUCAUGAAGAUAGAGAAGUUUUUCCCUCACGUCCUUGAAAAGGAGAAAACACGCCGUGAGGGGGAGCCUUCCAGUCUUUCUCCAGAAGAGUUUGCCUUUGCCAGAGAGUACAUGGCUAACACAGAGACCUACCUAAAGAACGUUGCCUUAAAGCACAUGCCUCCUAAUUUACAGAAGGUGGACCUCUUGAGGGCAGUUCCCAAACCAGAUCUGGAUUCAUACGUGUUUCUGAGGGUGAAAGAGCGACAAGAAAACAUACUGGUAGAACCGGAAACAGAUGAGCAGAGGGACUAUGUGAUCGACCUGGAGGAGGGCUCACAGCACUUGAUCCGAUACAAAACCAUCGCACCCCUGGUCGCUUCUGGAGCCGUACAGCUGAUUUAAAAC
Molecule: messenger RNA, 688 nt
Organism: Lipotes vexillifer (Yangtze River dolphin)
Lineage: Eukaryota; Metazoa; Chordata; Mammalia; Artiodactyla; Lipotidae
Gene: GINS4
Product: GINS complex subunit 4
Exons: 7
Coding region: 14-685 (223 amino acids)
Biological process (GO): double-strand break repair via break-induced replication; DNA-templated DNA replication
Cellular component (GO): GINS complex
Source: RefSeq, a predicted model, not a curated record